AUGAGACCUGCCGCCGACAGGUCCCCGCUCGCGGUCCUCGCGGUGGCCGUCGCCUGGGCCAGCUUGCGCGCGGUCGAGGGCUGGGGCACGCCGGCCUGGCUGGAGGCGGUCUGCCCGGCGGUGCCGCAGUGCCCGCCCUGCCCCUCCUGCUCGUGUCAGCAGGCGGAGUUCCAGGGGCCGACUCCAACCGAGCAGGCCGUGUUGUUGCUGGUGCCGCCCGCCGCUCCGCUGCGGGACGAAAUGGCGCUCUUCGUGUUCGGCGAGGAGGAGGAGUGGUGCAGUGACCUGGCCCCGGACCAGUACGUGGCCAUGGAAUACCGGGGGGACGAAGUGGACCAUGAGCGGAUCUUCCUGUAUCCGUGGGGCGGUGGGGUGUGUUGGAUUCGCAGUCAUGGCGGCGACGAGUACUUCCAGGACGAGGCGCGUCAGGCGGAGUGCCGGCCUGGCCAGCGGCCGAUCGCGUCCGAGCGUGUGCAGCAGCCCGGCGGUGAGCUGAUGCCGAUCGCGCGCUUCUUUGGAAGUAGCUUCCUGCCUGAGCUUGGCGUGCGGCUGCGGCUGCGGGUGGGCGAUGAUCCGCCUUGGUGGCUCAGAGAGUACCUGCGUGAGGAGAGGCUCUCUAACUCAGACCGCGUGGCCCGUGUGCUUCGCUGCAUCUGCGAGUCUAUGUACCCGGCGGGCUGCUAUGACCAGGUGAACCUGGGCGGGCCGAUGGCGCUGGAGGUGCUCUUCAAGCGGCUCGCAGGCAUCGUGGCCGCGCGCGCCAACCCGCAUCGGGUGCAGUGGGACGUGGCGAAGAACUACGCCGGCGUGCAGUCGGCCGAAGACGUGGCGCGCCCGGUGCUGCGGGCGCAUGUGGCGCGCAGGAUGCGCGAGGAGCGCGAAGGCCAGCAGGCGCUGCGAGGUCGCCUGGACAUGGUGAACGACGCGCUGAAGGCAUUGAAUUGCAUGGCAGGUAGCAGGGAAUUUUCUUGGGCUGCUCGCGGCCCUGACGUGCUGCCCGACGAUAUGCAGGCAGACGUCCAGCGGAGGGCGUGCGAGUUGGCGGGCAGCUGGCGCCCGCGCCCUUCGCAGCUCAGCGACGAGGCGGCUCUCGAGAAGCUGCUUCAGGGGCACUCCCCGUGUCGGGCGGCGGGAUGUCCGACAGGGGUCACGUCCUUUAAGCUCGACCUUGUGAGCCUCCCUGGCUCGGUGCGAGGGCGCCCGCUGAUCAGUGACGUGGCGCCCUCUGAGGUGGGUCUCAUUACGGUGGAGAAGGACGGCGGCGCGGCUCGGAGUCUCAUCGUCGAUGCCAGGCGGGCCAACGAGUGCUUCCUGGCUCCACCAGGCGUCUCGCUCAUGAGCUCGGAGGGUCUUUCUCGCAUGGCGAUCGAGCUGCCCGCCGACGCGCCGCUGGGCUCGGAGCGCGCCACCGAGCUGCUGAGCGACUUCUACCCGUCGAUCCGGCUCUCGGACGUCUCGAACUGCUUCCACCGGCUACACGUGCUGGCGUGGCGCUCGAGCAGUUGGAGGCGCGAGGGCCUGCUGCGGCACAAGUCCGAGCUCUCGCGCGCUGGCAUCGUCGCGCUGGGCGCGGAGCCGGACGGGGCCGCCCUGCGGACGCGGGUCGCGCCCGGGCGCUUCUGGAGCAUCCAUGGGGCGCUGGGGGCGCUGCUGCGGCGCCAGCUGGCUAGUGCCUGGUCGCUGGAGGUCGCCCUCGGCCACUGCGCGUUCGCCGCCCUGUGCUGCCGCGGGCUGCUCAGCAUCUUCCACUCGGUCUACGCCUUCGUGGGGCGAGGCCGCGCCUCGGGCAGGGUGGAGCCGCUGUGGGGCGAGUGCCGUGCGGAGCUGCGCGUCUUCAGAACGCUCAUGGUCUUCAUGAUGAGCGACUGGCUGCGCGGCUGGAACGAGCUGGUGGCGCAGACCGACAGCAGUCUCGAGGGCUACGACGUGGCUCAGGCGCUCUGGCCCAUGCAGGCCGUGAGAGAGGUGGGGCGCACCUCUGAGCGCCAGCGCUUCCGUCGCGCUGGCUCCCAUCGGGCCCGAGAGAGUGCCCUCGGGGCCGCGGGCUUCAGUCGGCAGGCGGACGGCAGCUGGUCAGUUGCGAUCGUCGCGGAGGGCGACGAGGAUGAGCCUUCCUCGGAUGCGGCGCCAGACUGGGAGGACGUCCAGCUAGCCCUGCGCGAGAGGCUGGGUUGCAGGCGCCAGGAGAUGUGCCUUCCCGAGAGCGAGGGGCUGCUGAGGCGCGAGCCCGAGCUGGCCGACGUCGGCGAGAGCAGCAACGCCGACGACGAGGAGAGCUCGGUGGCGCCGCGGGUGCUGGAGCGAUGCCAGGCUGAAGUGGCCGGCUUCGCAGACUUCGCCGAGGGCCGCCCGCUGGUGCGCGACGUGCAGGUCGACGGUGUCCUGUUCUUCAAGGGCUGGGGCGCGCACGAGGGCGAGCAUCUUCUGGCUGGUUUGAUGUGUCUGGCUCCGGAGUUCUCGCGGGCUGGCCGCCGCCAGCUCCCCCGGGCCUUCCGCUGCCUGAAGGGUUGGUGGCGCCGAGGCCCAGGUCGCAGCAGGCGGAGCUGGCCGCUGGCCUUGUGGGCUGGAGUGGCAUGGGGGCUGACGGAGCGUGGCUUCCUGCAGAUGGCGCGGGGCAAGACCAACCUCAGCGACGUCAGCAUCGUGGUGGAUUUGCCGUGCCUCCAGUUCCUGGGGCUCAUCCUGAAGGUGCUGGCCAGCGGGCCCGGGGAGGACGUGGCGUGGACAUUCGCGUGCCCACAGCACCUCCCUGGUCGAGCUCGGGAUCACCGAGGUCGCUACAUCUUCGACCUCUGCUCAGGCAAAGGAGGUGUCGCGCGGGCAGCGACCCAGCAGGGUUGCAACGCUCGCGCGUGCGAUCGGGCCCGCGGGCCCGAAGAGGACCUUGCAGACCCGAGGGUGCUGGGCCGCCUGGCCGCGUCGAUCAGGCGCAGAGAAGUGCUGGGGGCGGUGAUGGGCCCUCCGUGUGAUGCCUGGGGUGGAGCCGCGGACCGCGGGCUGGAUGGCCCCAUUCGCUCGAAGAUAGAGCCGUGGGGACUACCCGAGGCGUCGCUCGCGCAGCGGCAGUGUGAGAGGACGGGUAAUGCUCUGGAUGAGUGCGAGUACGAUGCUUCGAGCCUGCAUCAGCUCGUGAAGGCUGGACGAUGCUUGGAGUGUGCCUCUCGGGGCCUCUCCGCAGGGCCCGGCCUCGUGCUGUUCUUCCGCUACAGCUACAGCUACAGCUGCAGCUACAGCUACAGCUACAGCUACAGCUACAGCUACAGCUACAGCUACAGCUACAGCUACAGCUACAGCUACAGCUACGCUACAGCUACAGCUACAGCUACAGCUACAGCUACAGCUCAGCACAGCUACAGCUACAGCUACAGCUACAGCUACAGCUACAGCUACAGCUACAUCUACAUCUACAUCUACAUCUACAUCUACAUCUACAUCUACAUCUACAUCUACAUCUACAUCUACAUCUACAUCUACAUCUACAUCUACAUCUACAUCUACAUCUACAUCUACAUCUACAUCUACAUCUACAUCUACAUCUACAUCUACAUCUACAUCUACAUCUACAUCUACAUCUACAUCUACAUCUACAUCUACAUCUACAUCUACAUCUACAUCUACAUCUACAUCUACAUCUACAUCUACAUCUACAUCUACAUCUACAUCUACAUCUACAUCUACAUCUACAUCUACAUCUACAUCUACAUCUACAUCUACAUCUACAUCUACAUCUACAUCUACAUCUACAUCUACAUCUACAUCUACAUCUACAUCUACAUCUACAUCUACAUCUACAUCUACAUCUACAUCUACAUCUACAUCUACAUCUACAUCUACAUCUACAUCUACAUCUACAUCUACAUCUACAUCUACAUCUACAUCUACAUCUACAUCUACAUCUACAUCUACAUCUACAUCUACAUCUACAUCUACAUCUACAUCUACAUCUACAUCUACAUCUACACAUCUACAUCUACAUCUACAUCUACAUCUACAUCUACAUCUACAUCUACAUCUACAUCUACAUCUACAUCUACAUCUACAUCUACAUCUACAUCUACAUCUACAUCUACAUCUACAUCUACAUCUACAUCUACAUCUACAUCUACAUCUACAUCUACAUCUACAUCUACAUCUACAUCUACAUCUACAUCUACAUCUACAUCUACAUCUACAUCUACAUCUACAUCUACAUCUACAUCUACAUCUACAUCUACAUCUACAUCUACAUCUACAUCUACAUCUACAUCUACAUCUACAUCUACAUCUACAUCUACAUCUACAUCUACAUCUACAUCUACAUCUACAUCUACAUCUACAUCUACAUCUACAUCUACAUCUACAUCUACAUCUACAUCUACAUCUACAUAUACAUCUACAUCUACAUCUCCAUCUAUAUCUACCCUCUUCCACGUCCCCCGGGGCGCGCCGCCCCGCUUCGCCUCGCCGGGGUCCGCGGCGGCGGCGGCCGCCGCCGUCAACGCGCAGCAGGCGUACACCUCCGAGCUGAGCCGAGUGCUACGAGCUGCAAUGGGCGGCGACGUCCUCUCGCCGACGGCCACGAGGGGCACCUCGACGCUGCUAUCGGUAGAAGACGCCACGCACGAGGCUCUGGUCUGGCUGCAGCCGCUGGCGCAGCCGCCCCUCCAGCGGACCUCGUCCGCGGCCAGCCUGAAGGUGCCCGUCCCCGCCGGCGCCUGCAGCCGGGACGACGGCGCGGCGCGCAAGGGCAAACCCCGCAGGGCCUCUUCCUCCAGCGACCUCGCGCGCGGCGGGGCAGCCGCCGCGGUGUCCGAGGCAGAGGCGGGCUCCUCAGGCGGCGGCCCUCCGCCGCAGUCGCUGCCUCCAGUAAGCCCGCAGCGAGCGCCGGACCCCGCCGCGGGCCCAGGGCCUCCCCCGGCCGCGUCGCUGCGCGCCUGGUGCGACGAGCGCGGCUCCCGGGGCCGCUGGGGCGGCCUGGGGCGCAGCUCGUCCUGCGGCUCGCUGAGCCGCGGGGCCGGCCCGGGGUCGCGGAGCGCCUCGCGGGGCUCGCAGGGCCUGGACGCGGAGGCCGCCACCCCGCGGCAGCUCUGGGAGGCGUCCACGCGGACCGGCUCCCACAGCCUCCACUCCGCCACGGGCUCGCGGGCGGGGUCCGUGGCCUCGUCGCGCCCAGGGUCCGUCUGCUCCUCGAGGGCGCCGUCGCUGACCUCGGUGCGCGAGCGCGACGCGCCGGCGCCGCCGCUGCAGCGGCAGGCCGCCUUGCCGGAGGGCCAGCGGGGGGCCCCGGAGCCCGCCGACUCUUGGCCCGGCGGGGCGGAGCAGUCUGCCAGGCAGCCGCGCCGUCUGUCGCUUCGUCGCGGGGGGUGGACAGCGCAGCCGCAAAGGGACGCCCUGGAGCACGAGCCGACGGGGCAGCAGCUUUCCUGGAACGACCUGCUGUCCACCGCGGAACAGCAGCGGGGCUGUGACGGCAGCACCACGGGUGGCAUGCCAGGCGUGCCGGUGCCCGAUGCCUCCGCGGAGGAGAGCCCCGGGGGCUGGGCGGAGUCCAGGCAGGGCAGGAGCUCGGUCGCUGCGGGGGACCAUCGGCCACGGGUGAGCCGCUCGAGCAGCCAAGGCCGCCCCUCGCCCUUCACUCUGGUUUCCGCUCCUCCCCCGCUCUUUCUCCGCUUCCUCCCCUGCUCGUUCUUCUCGCUUCUCCUCCCCCUCCUCCU
This is a messenger RNA of Prorocentrum cordatum, 5693 nucleotides long. The record is from the annotation of a GenBank genome assembly. NCBI's taxonomy places the organism in Eukaryota, Dinophyceae, Prorocentrales, Prorocentraceae.